Messenger RNA from Sitophilus oryzae (rice weevil), 1291 nucleotides. RefSeq lists its product as uncharacterized. The transcript is spliced from 2 exons. The coding region runs from base 52 to 933 and encodes 293 amino acids. Lineage: Eukaryota; Metazoa; Arthropoda; Insecta; Coleoptera; Curculionidae. The record is from RefSeq and is a predicted model, not a curated record.
CUCUAACUAAUUAUUUUUAAACAAGCUAAACUUUUUAUUUUAAAAUUUUUCAUGAUGGAAUUUCAAAGACUUCCAGUUCUGCCUAAAUUUGUUGAACUCCCUACAUUUGACCCUAGGUACGAUUGCCCAGUGUCUUUUAUUUCUAACUACGAUAAAAUUACUGAUAGAAAUGGUUGGGAUUGUGCAUAUAAAAUUCGAUAUUUGCAGUGUUACCUGAAACACGCAUCUGUCUUUUGGUUUCAAAAAUACGCGACAAAUAAAGAUAAUCUUCAGAAAACUUGGCCGGAUCUAAAAAAAGAUUUCAUUUCAAAUUUUGGCGGUGAUAUAACAAUUAGAAAAUUAAAAUCCAAAUUGCGCUCACGUAAGCAGGAUGCAAACGAGGACAUUAAACAUUAUUAUUUUGACUUACUUUCAAUGUUUCAAGAAAUAUAUGAUGAAAUUAAUUUUGAACAGUUCAGAGACUAUUUUGAGAAUGGUUUGCAUCCAUCUUAUGACAAAUAUUAUUUUAUGUUGUCAAGCCGUGAUAUGGAUUUUACCGCGUUAAACAAUAUUGUCUAUAAAUUGAGUGAUCUAAAAGACAGACUUACCGAUUACAACACGUUGGCACAUUCUUCUCAUUUCUACGAAGAUAAAACAAGUAUAAAUAAUUCAGCUAGUGAAAAUAAGUAUGAAUAUAGUAAUUAUGUCCAACAUUCGGAUUAUUUAAAUUCAAAUAAAAGAAAUAAAAGACAGGUAGAGGAUGACUAUUCGUACAAUGGUCAUAGGGUUGAAGAUAUUGAUAAUGUAAGAGGCAAAUCAGGACAUGAGAAUAAAAACUAUAGGUAUAACAAUACAGACGAAUAUAAUUUUAAUACGAAUUAUGAGAGAAGACAACAAAAGUUGAUUGAAGAUAACCGGACAAAGAGUUUCGAACAAAACCCACCCCUUAGUUGAGGACUACCAGAGCAGGAUUUUUGAACAAAAACCCACCCCUGUUUGAGAGACAAACAGCUGAUAUGGAUGGUAUAUUUAUUGUGUCAGAGGAGCAUGAGAUAGAGGAGAAUAGUGUGAAUAUUUGUGAAGAGGACCAUUUGGAUUCCCUCAAUUUAGAAAGUGCACGGAUAGAGGAAGAUUGUGAUGCCCUCCCCGUGGCAAUGGGAUACGCACAGGCAGAGGAAGUGAAUGAUACCCUCCCUGUAGCAAUAGAGUUCGCACAGGUAGAGGAAGAUGAUGCCCUCCCUGUUGCAAGUGAAGUUAUGCCGGCUGAGGAUGAGUGGAAUACCCUCCCUGGCAAUGUCGAGGAAGAUGAAAU